This is a messenger RNA of Exaiptasia diaphana, 3082 nucleotides long. RefSeq lists its product as uncharacterized. The record is from RefSeq and is a predicted model, not a curated record. Lineage: Eukaryota; Metazoa; Cnidaria; Anthozoa; Actiniaria; Aiptasiidae.
CAAGAAGAAAUUCUCAUAUUGUUUUGAUUUUUCCCUAUAUUCUCGAUAUAAYUUCUCGAUAUUUUCAUGUCUAAAGUGGUCUAACUCCAUGGUUUUGUCAUGGUGAUGUCAGCGAGAAUCCACUGGCUUGUUGUGUGGCUGUUUUUUGCCAGUUUAAGGGGAAUACUGUUAAAGCCUUUGCCACAAGGAACGGUGACUCAAUCGGGUGAGCCGUCACAUUUUCAAGUCGACGACAAGGCAGCUGAAAUUGAAGUCAACGCGAACCCAGCUGGAGUUAAAGUCAAUGCUAAACCAGCUUCUCUUCAAGUGGUGGCCAAACCUGGCACUCCAGCCAUUCCGGUGUACCAUCCGGCAAUUCACGUUGCCCCUCACUAUCUCCCACCUCCGGUAAUACACAGGGAGCCCGCCAUGUUUUAUAAAUAUCAYCACCACUGUCAUCCCUGUUGUUCUCCRAUGUGCUUUGGAAGAAGUCGUGGRUGGUUUUAUGCAGGUUUAAGACGAAAUGCUCUUCCAAAACCWAGCAAAAYUACGYACAACCAAGAWCAUGUGGGAGUAGCAAGAUCCUGGAUCCCCGUGCCGUCAGACAGGGACACUUUAGGWAGAGAGCUGGAUGAUAAUGGUCAUGUGAUWGCUAGAAGUCACAAGUCCUCUAUACCAAGACCUGAUCAAGGACAAAAACACAAGAAAACACACAAAAGGCAGUAUAUUUCUGGAAUUCCWCAGAACCAAGGAAUAAGCAGCUUAGGGACCUCAGGGUACACAGUACAGCCCUUAAGCCCCAUGUUAAAUACCCGUGCACCUUUAGCAAGGAGCAAUCUUCCUUAUGGUGAAAACUCCAUUAGCUCAUAUAAUGCCCUUUCAAAUAUUGAYCCCCUUGGGUCAUUAAAUCAUGGCGGACAAUCUYCAUCACGUAAUCUUGGAAUGUACAGUAGAUAUGSCCCAAUUCAACCAUCAUUUAGGUCCAUUCCAUCAGACCCAUCCGAUUACGUCCUUGGUACACCAUCUGGCUCCAUCAAGAAUAACUUUCUCAAUAACUUCUUGCAAUCAGAAUUUAACCACGAGCUAUAUGGGUCCUCUGCUACUCCCAGCCCGUUGAGGGUCGAGCAAGGCUACAGUAGAUCAAUUCUUCGUGGUCCUUUGGUACAACAACCCACUGAAUAUGGUUCCCUGCUGUCAGGGAAUAGCUUUGGAGCGAUGGGAUAUCAACCUAGCGUCCUUGGUGCCUAUGGGAACUCUGCACAGGGUGGGUUAGUCAGUGGAUAUCAUAACUCACCCAUAAUGCAACUGGCGAGAGCUUAUACAUCACAACCACUACCUUCCAUGAUACCAGGAYUACAACAGUACAGUCAAACAAGAUCUCUGAUGCCACAACUUUCAGGGCUGCAGCAAUAUGGUCAAACAAGAUCUGUYAUGCCUCAACUUCUUCAACAAUACAGCCCACAAACAUCAGUCACGCCUCAGCUCUUUCAACAAUAUAGUCAACAAAGAUCCGUAUUGCCGGAACUAUUGCAGCAGUUCAGCCAAUCAAGAUCUAUCAUGCCACAAAUCAUGCAGCAAUACGGUCAACCAAGAACUAUCAUACCACAGCUAUCGUAUCCCUAUAUAACGGGUACCAACGCAAUGGCAGCGCGAUCUCAAGUCCCAGGCUCUAAGUUACCAGCACAUCAAAAGGACGCAGUAGAAAAAAACCCUAAAUCUGUAACAAUAAYUCCUAAGAAGGCGUCCAACGUUAAAAAAGUAAAAUCAACAGCAACGCAGGCGAAAGUAGCAGACGGUAAAAAUGACAAGAAAACCCGGCAAAAAAGACAGCUUCUUGACAGUGGGYUAGACUUAGAUGCCAUACAAGACGCCCUUGUCAAUGAAUUUAAGAGAGAAAUGAUACUUGGAAGUCCUCAGGCUCAAGAACCACCGCCCAUAGCAGCGCUAGCCAGCCCCCAACCGUCUCUAGGGWUACAGUUACCAGGGAUACAGCCAGUUAUUGGUCAAUCUGGUCAAAGUGACAAUCUUAUGCAACUGGAAGAUCUGGGAGCCAAUUAUGUUGCGCCGGUUCAAAAAUAUAACAUUGGCAACCCCUUGAUGAGAUCACAGGCCCUGACAACMAUGGCGCUUGGAAGGUCUCAAGUAUCUCCUGACCAGAUGGUCAUGAUGCCCCAACAAGUGCAGACCAUUUCAAGGUUACCAGUAGAGGCACAAGCAUCUAUGAUAAGUCAACCCCAAGUACAACAGCCCCAAAUACAACAGAGAUUUUUCCAAAACAAGCCAAAUGGAUUUGUUCAAAAUAGAGGCCAAAAUAGAAAUGAAUAUGUUGGAUUGCCAAUGAAAUUUAAUCAAGACUACAGAAGUCCUAUAGAGUAUGAUGAUCAGCGCCCAAGGCAUUUCAGAAGAGGCAGAMACCCACUUUUCCGAAGACGACUGCAUCAUCGCUACUAUGAUGAUGAUGAUGGUGAUGAUGAGGAUUAUUAUGAUCAUGACGAGCAGCCUUUGUCUCAAGUAUCUCCUGACCAGAUGGUCAUGAUGCCCCAACAAGUGCAGACCAUUUCAAGGUUACCAGUAGAGGCACAAGCAUCUAUGAUAAGUCAACCCCAAGUACAACAGCCCCAAAUACAACAGAGAUUUUUCCAAAACAAGCCAAAUGGAUUUGUUCAAAAUAGAGGCCAAAAUAGAAAUGAAUAUGUUGGAUUGCCAAUGAAAUUUAAUCAAGACUACAGAAGUCCUAUAGAGUAUGAUGAUCAGCGCCCAAGGCAUUUCAGAAGAGGCAGACACCCACUUUUCCGAAGACGACUGCAUCAUCGCUACUAUGAUGAUGAUGAUGGUGAUGAUGAGGAUUAUUAUGAUCAUGACGAGCAGCCUUUGUACCAUGAGCGGUUAGGAAGGGGAAGAAUAACUAUUGGAGGUGAAUAUUCUGAGAACGAGAUGCCCAAUAACGACAGUGAGACCCUAUUGGACACCAAUAAUCAUGGAUUUGGACCAAUCACAGUAGAGGCAAAAACUGCUGAAGGUCUUAAGAAAUCUAUAGGAGAGGACAAAAGAGGGGCAAUUUUAAAGCCAAAAACAAUAGAAAAUGCUACAUCUGAUAGUGAGA